Messenger RNA from Terrapene triunguis (Three-toed box turtle), 5038 nucleotides. RefSeq names its product ankyrin repeat domain 35 (gene ANKRD35). Gene Ontology annotation, molecular function: actin binding. Bases 1 to 3591 code for a protein of 1196 amino acids. The record is from RefSeq and is a predicted model, not a curated record. The transcript is spliced from 16 exons. Lineage: Eukaryota; Metazoa; Chordata; Testudines; Emydidae.
AUGAAGAAGAUGUUCUCCUGUUCCACCUCGCAGGUCGCGGUCGAGAGCUGGAACAAACACGACCAGAAGCUUUUCGAAGCCGUCGAGAAGGGGGACGUGGGCCGAGUUGCCGUCCUGGCUUCCAGAAAGACCGCGAGACCCACCAAGCUCAACGCCCUUGGCCAAUCUGCGUUCCAUCUGGCAGCUUCCAAAGGGCUCACCGAAUGCCUGACCAUCCUGCUGUCUCAUGGGGCCGAAGUCAAUGAGAAGAAUGACGACGGCAGCACGGCGUUGCACCUGGCCACCAUCGCCUGCCAGCCCCAGUGCGUCAAGGUUCUGCUGCAGCACGGCGCCAACGAGGACUGCGUGGAUGGGGAGAACCGCACCCCCCUACACUGGGCCGCCUCGUCAGGGUGUGCGUCCAGCGUCUUGCUCCUGUGCGACCAGGAGGCCUUCCUGGAUGUCAUCGAUAACAACGGACGCACGCCCCUGAUGAUAGCGGCCGUGGGGAACCACCCCACCAUCUGCUGCCAGCUGCUCCAGAGAGGGGCCAGCGGCCACCUCACCGACAAGGACCAGAAGACUGCUCUGAUCCUGGCCUGUGAGAACUCCAGUGUGGAGUCAGCCGAGCUGCUGGUAAGCAGCGGGGUGGACCUCAGCGUGGUGGACAGGAUGGGCCACGACGCCCUGCACUACGCCCUGCAGUCCCAGAGCCGCCCGCUGAGGAGGCUGCUGCGCAGUGCCCUGAAGAAGAGGAAGAGAAGAGGCUUUGGUUUCCAUGGCGACUGCCGUAUGGAUGAGGGGCAGGGCCAGAGCCAAAAAAUAAACCGCCGCAACGGUUCCAAAAGCAUCUCAGCCAGUUUUGUUGAGGAUAAUAAGAAAGCUUUGCGCUUAGGGAGGAAAUUCAGCCUCGUGGCUAACGCACAGGACUGGGAAUCGGGAGAUCUGGCUCUGCUACUGGGGGACGCUGGAACUGGGAGAUCCAGAAGGCAGGGCAGCUCUCCACUCUGCGCUACAGAGAGCUUUAAAAUUUCAUUCAGUGUUUUUAUUUUUCCCCUAGCAGAGCACGGACCUGGCCGUCAAACAGGAGCCACUGCACAGGUGACCGCCGAACCACUGGAGCGCAGCAGCAGCAGCACAACCUUGCAGAGCGAGGGAGGCGGAGCCACCGACGGGGAUGAAGAGGAUCUCGACGCCGAGGAGUGGAGGUGUCGGUACGAAGACGAGCAGACGAAGGUCCUGCAGCUGGAGGAGCAGCUAGUGAGGAAGGCGAAGGAGUGUGAUGCCCUGGUGGAAGGGUGCAAGGUGAUGAAGGAGAGGAUCUGGGACCAGGUGCAGGAGAUAAGCCAGCUGUUGCCGGAGAGGGCAGAUGAGGGCAGGCGGGUGCUGAGCCGCCGGUACAGCCGGGACACCACAGAAGAGGACUAUUACCUGAACCUUUUGGCUGAACAAGUGCAAGAGCUGAAGAAGAGACAGCAAGAGGCAGGGAGAGGAGGAGGCCAGAACGUAGCAGUGAAGGAAGAGAGGAUACAGUGGCCGGGGGAGGAGGAAGAGGAGGAGAAGAGACACCAUCAGGAGGAGCUGCAGCGGCUCCAGGCCGAAGUGGCCACGGCCCUGCAGGGGAAGGAGAGCGCGACGAAGAGGGUGGUGGAGAUCGAAGGCCAUCUGGAGAACAUGAGGGCGGUGAUCGCCGUCUAUGAGGCCAAGAAGCGGGCCCAUGGUGAGGCACUGGAGCAGCUGCAGGCUCGUGUCGCUGAGCUUGAUGGCGACAACCAACGGCUACGCGGGCUGCUGGGAAAGCAGCAGGGAGAAAGCCAGAAGGCGGGAAGGCAGGAGGUGGAUCAGAAAGGGCCCAGAGCCGCUCUCUGUGCUGAGCUAGGCCAGUUCCUGUCAUGGAUGAGGGAGGCGGCUGACAGAGCACAGGAGGAGAAGGCCGCGGUCCUCGCUGAAAACGAGGCUCUGAAGAGGGAGGCAGAGGAGGCCCUCGGGGGCAAAUUUCACCUUGAGGCGGUGCCAUCAGAAGCCAUCAGGAAGAGCGUGGCCUCUUGGGAGAAGAUGGUGAUGGGCUUAGAACGUGCUCUGGCCAAGAUGGAUGAGGCCAACUCCAGCCUCCUGGAGAAAGCCAGGCCUCUUCAGGAAGCCAUCUCAGCCCCUCAGAGCAAGCAGGAGUCAGGGGUCUUGGUAAACGGCAUGGUGGCUUCCCAGCUCCAGGAGCUGAGAAAUGGCCUGGAGCAGCAUGAGGAGGAGAGCAAUGUCUUUAGAGAUGAGGCUGAGUCUCCACUGAGGCAACCUCAAUCCCCGGAGGAGCUGGAGAAGGGCAGGAUGGAAAAGAACCCUCUCCAAGAUGGCCCCCAUGGGCAACUCAGACCUAGGCUGAGGAAUGAUUCUGUGGAAACCAAGGGCCAGGCCAGGAGGAGAAGCUCUGACCUAGAGAAAGAGGUGUCGGACCUCAGACAGAACAAUGUCAGCCUCAUGAACGAGCUGGCGCAGUUGGGCCAGGAGAGGGAGAAGCUACAGGAUGAGCUCCAGCGCCUCUGGCAGCACCAGAAGGAGGGGUCCCCCCAAGGAGAGGCGCAGGGCCUGGUGGAGGAGCUGAGGCAGAGAGUGGCCGCCUUGUCCCGGGAGCUGUCAGCCGAGAAGGAAGAGACCAAGAAGCUGAGGCUAAGGCUAGAGACCCAGAAGAGGGAGAUGGUGGUGCUGAGGGAUAGCUUCCUCAAGCAGAUGAUGGGAGAGGCCAACAGCGUGGGAAGCCAGAGCCUCAGCACCUGCAUCUUGGAGGAGCUGCACUGGAAACUGGACAACCUGGUGAAGAAGCAUAACGAGGCCCUGCAGCUGGUGUCGGAGAUAGAAGAGGAGAGCCAGGUGCUCGUGGGUGACCAGGCUCCUGCCGUGCAGUGCGAGGCUAUCGAUGCCGCCGUGGCGGGCGAGAAAAGCCCUCAAAGCCACAGUCUGGAGAGAGAUCUGUGGGAGCUGAAGGAGGAGCUAGAGGCAGCUCAGGCCACCCUGGGCGGUGAAAGCCACGACGUGACCAAGCUGAAGCAGAUGCUCGACCGACUGCCCGUGAAGGUGGCAGAGUUGUGCUCGGAGGAGGAGGAGACCCUGCGGAUGCACGAGAAGGCCUGGAGCUCCCUGGCGCUCCAGACUCAGGCUCUGGAAGAGGAGCUGCGAGCCCUUCAGGAGAAGCAUGAGGAGGUGAGGGGGAAGUCCGCCCAGCGGGAGGAGGCCCUGGCCGCAGAGAAGCAUAAGAACAAGGACCUGCUGGCCAAGAUGGCGGAGCAGGAGAAGGAAGCAGGAGAGCUGAGGGGGAUGUCGGAGCAGCUGGAGAGAACCAUCCAGAAGCUAAACAAGAAGGUGGAGGAGCUCUCCAGGACCUGCCAGGACAAAGAAGGGAAGAUUAAAAAGCUGCUGAAGGAGACGGAGAAGCUUUCGGCAGAGAUCCUGGCCCUGCGCAGCGAGAGUGCUCGUCUCCAGCUGCAGUUAGAGGUUAAGGAAAAAAAUCACCAGGAGAUUGUUACUAUCUACAGAACCCAUCUGCUCAAUGCAGCCCAGGGCUUCAUGGAUGAAGAAGUUCACUCGAUGCUGCUCCGAAUCCUGAGGGCGAAGGAGGAGUGAGCUUUGCCCUCCUCUUCCCGGGAACUAGGAUCUUUCUUCUGUGCAAGGCUGCAACAUUUUCCAAUGCCGGCUUCACUCCAUUUAGGAACAUUCCAGGUAACACCAGGAGGAGACUGGAGGGCCGAGCCCGCACCUUUCCAGCAGCGAGGAUAGCGCUCGAGGAACCAGCUGACACAUCACUGGGACCACAUCUGCCACCCCACUGAGCCAGAGACCCAUCCAUCAAGGAUGUCAACACAAGAUGAUCACCUCUGCAAUAGCUUUGGUUGUUUUUCCCCCUCCCAACUUGCCUCUUCCCGGUCUCCACGUGCUGCUGGCUGAGCACUGGGGCUUUAUUUCAAAUAGCCCCAGAGAUCUGAAAUCAUUUAUCUUUGAAAGAUGGGCCGCAGGGCAAGCGUAGCUUGUUAUAACAAACCCAGGCGCUGCAGCUGCUAGACGCAGUGACUCGAUCAGCCUCUCGCACGCCUGGAUACAGGACUAGAACCCAGGCCGUUUUGCGCCACAGUCCCCGCCCUCUACCACUUGCGCUAAAGGACAGCUCCCUUCCCUGCUUGUAGAGGUCAUUUCCUUAUCUUCUCUGAGGGCACAGCUAGCUGAGAGCAACAGGAAAGCAUGCACCGAGUAAACUCUACUUCAGCCUCCCUUUCGCUGCAGCUGCAGCCAAUUAUGAUUAAGUGUUUGGACUUUGGUGGCACCUAGGAGCCCCCGGCAUGGAACAGGAUCCCGGGGUGCUAGGGGCUGUACAACCACAAAACAAAAUGACGGUCAACCAGGGUUCCUUUUACUGCCUCACCUUUCCACCACGGAGCAGUUUCUGUUCACCGGGUGAGCAAGGUAGUGGGGUUUGCCCUUCAGACCAUGUGGCUGCAGGAGCAAAUUAGGCUGAGUUGGCCAUCGGAUACGUUGCAGUAGUGCUGAACUCUCCAAUUCAGAGGUGGGGGCAACUGAGAUUUCCGUCCUAGUUCUUUGCUUCCUGCUGGAUCCGGACACAGUCUGAUCCUGCUCCCGUUGGAGUGAGUGGCCAAAGUCCAAUUGAUUUCCUAGGUCUCUCAAAAGCAGACAGAUCCUUGGUGCGCCUCUCUUACAUCACAGGCUCUGGCUGGCUGGCUUUCCCCUUGCCUCGGUCCUGAGUCUGUUUGGCGGUGGAAAGAAAAUGACCCACUUCCAGAUGUUUAUUCUGGAAACAGGCUUUGGUGCAAGACCAGGUCCUUGUGGCUAUCUGAGCCGUGCUGGGGCGGAGCACCCGGGAGAAUGAAAGCGCUGAGAUCAGCAAACAGAAGGAAGGGGUUUCCACUGAGCUACAAGCUGAGAUGCUCUUGUGGGCCUAGAAUUUUGUCACAUGGUCUCAGCCGUGCGACCCAAAAAAGACACUAGCAUAGGCAGUGUUGUCUAGUGGGUAGGGGACGCGACAGAAGACCUGGGUUCUAGUCUUGACCCUACUGCGUAG